Malassezia restricta is the source of this 1905-nucleotide messenger RNA. RefSeq names its product ATP-dependent RNA helicase DDX35. Gene Ontology annotation, molecular function: RNA binding; ATP binding. The record is from RefSeq and is a predicted model, not a curated record. Gene Ontology annotation, cellular component: catalytic step 2 spliceosome; intracellular anatomical structure. The coding region runs from base 1 to 1905 and encodes 634 amino acids. The transcript has a single exon. NCBI's taxonomy places the organism in Eukaryota, Fungi, Basidiomycota, Malasseziomycetes, Malasseziales, Malasseziaceae.
AUGGCCUUUUGGAAGCCUGGCGCCGAGCGCCCGGCGAGUGCGCUGGACAGGGACGCGUCAGCGCCGGUGUGGCUGCCGAGUGCGGCGCCGCUGCCGGUGCAGGCUGCGCGUUCUCGCAUCCUGUAUGCGCUGGAGCAGUACGCGGUCGUUGUGCUGGUCGGCGAGACGGGCAGUGGCAAGACGACGCAGGUGCCGCAGUACCUGCUUGACGCGGGGUGGGCGCAGGAGCGGCAGAUUGUGUGUGCGCAGCCGCGGCGGAUGGCGGCGACGUCGGUGGCCGCACAUGUGGCGCAGGAGCGGCAGGUGCGCCUGGGUGAGGAGGUCGGUUAUGCGAUCCGCUUUGACGAGCAGGUGCAUCCGACGCGCACGCGGCUGCGGUACACGACGCCUGGCAUGCUGUUUCGCGAGUGCAUGCGGGAUCCGCUGCUGCAUCGAUAUAGCGUCGUGAUGGUCGACGAGGCGCAUGAGCGGGGCGCGUACACGGACCUGCUGCUCGCCGUGCUGAAGAAGAUCCGGCGGCGGCGGCCGGCGCUGCGGAUGAUCGUGGCGAGUGCGACGCUCGAAGCGGAGAGUGUGCUGCGGUACCUGGAUCCUGGUGGGGCGGCUUCUACCGUCGUGGCUAUACAAGGGCGCGCGUACCCCGUCGAGGUGGCGCACACGACGGCGCCGCACGAUGUCGUGGCGGCCUGCGUGCAUACGGUCGUGACGCUGCACGAGACGGCGCCGCCGGGGGAUGUGCUGGUGUUCAUGUCGGGGCAAGACAAGAUUGAGCGCGUGGUGCAGGCGUUGGCGGACCGAGGCGUGUACGCUGUGCCGCUGUAUGCGGCGCUGCCGCCGGAGGAGCAGCGCGUCGCGCUGCGUCCUGGGCCGCCUGGGAAGCGCAAGGUGGUCGUGUCGACGAAUGUGGCAGAGACGAGCGUGACGAUCGAUGGCGUCCGGUACGUCGUCGAUACGGGGUAUACCAAGAUGCGGUACCGGCACACGCUGGCCGAGGUGCGUCUCUCGGCUGCCUCGGCGGCGCAGCGCGCUGGGCGCGCUGGGCGUACGGCGCCGGGUCAGUGCCUGCGCCUGUAUGAUGACGGGGCGCUGCGGGCGAGUGAUCCGCCGGAGCUCGUGCAGUGCGACCUGACGAUGUACGUGCUCCAGCUCAAGGCGCUGGGCGUCGAUCAGAUCGCGCGCUUUGAUUUCAUGCCGCCGGCGCCGCCCGCCGCGCACGUUGCGGAUGCGCUCGCGCACUUGGAGAGUCUGCGAGCGCUGGACGAGGAGGGCCGUCUGACGCUGCUGGGCGAGCGGAUGGCCGAGGCGCCGCUGUCGCCGAUGAUGGCGCGUGCGAUCCUGCACGAUGCGAGCUGUGCGGACGAAAUGCUCACGAUUGCGGCGAUGACGAGCGUCGGCUCGCCGUUUGACGGCAGCGAGUCUGUCGCCGCGCAGAUCGAGCGCCGCAAGUUUGUCGCCGAGGAGGGCGAUCACUUGACGCUGCUCAAUGUGUACGAGGCGUUUCAGCGGGCGGGCGCCUCGUCGCGAUGGGCCGCGCAGCACGGCCUUUCGUACGCGACGCUGAAGCGCGCGCGGUCGAUUCGCGCGCAGCUCGUCGCGUUUGUCACGCGCCAGUGGUCGUGGCCGUGGCGCCGCGCGGGGGACGAGCAGGCCGUGCGGCGAUGCCUCGCGGCCGGCUUUUUUCGGCAGGCGGUGCGGUACGACGGCAGCUGGAAGACGCCGGCGGGAGAGACGCUGUAUGUGCAUCCCUCGUCGGUGCUGUUCACGCGCGCGCCGCCCAUCGGUACGUGGGCCGUGUACGGCGACCUGCUGCACACGACGCAGCCGCAGAUGCGCGAUCUGUGCGUGGUCGACGCGGCCUGGCUGCUCACGCUCGCGCCGCACUAUUAUCAUCGUUCGCUUCACUAA